GCCACCGCGACCACGCCGAGUCGUCCUCGUCUCUCGACUCUCGUACCCCCUCCCGCUGCCCCUCCCCCUCGGCCAGCCAGCACACGACGACGAGACGAGACGAGACCUAGGGGAGCCGCGAGCCAGGUGGUCCGAAGCGAGCGAGCUAGGGUUUGCUCGAUCCAAUCUCCACCCACCCACCACCAGGUUCUGCCUUUUGAGGCCAUCAAACCUGGCCAACUGUCAUGGACCUGGUGGGAUCACUGCUGAUAAACAUGACCCGCUGGGUUGACCCUUCUGGGGUUGAAUUCUUCGGGUGGCUCAUCACUGCCGGUUCCUUUGGCCUGGCGGCGCUCAUCUACGGUCUCCUCAGGCUGCAGAGGGAGGCGUCGCUCUACUGGCUCAAGGCGGCCGCCAGGGAGAAGAAGGCAGCGUCGAAGGUGCUACGGUGCCCCUGCUCAAGCCAUACCUGGACCGAGGACUGCUUCCGUGGUGGCCAACCUUCGACGUGCUGUGUGUGCCUGUCGUCGCUGGCCUUGCCUCAGGGUGUAGGCUUGAGGGCCCUUGACGCUGAUGUUGUUUACCGGUGCUCUGUGUGCGGAGUGGCGGCUCAUUGGUACUGCUCGCAGGGCGCUGACAAGGACUGCAAGUGUGUCACGCAGGCUGGUGCUUCCACUUUGCUGCAUCACUGGUCGGAGAGGUGGGUGGAGAUGGACGAUAACCCGGCGAUAACAACCUUCUGUUAUUACUGCGAUGAGCCCUGUGGUGUGCCAUUCCUUGGCGUCUCUCCUAUAUGGCGCUGUCUGUGGUGCCAGAGGCAGAUCCAUGUUGAUUGUCAUGCAAAGCUGUUGAAGGAGACGGGGAACACUUGUGAUCUUGGCCUGCUCAGUAGACUUAUUGUUCCACCUCUAUCGGUGAAACAAGUUGGCCAAGGUCCGGCAACCAGUGGAGCGUUCAACUCAAUCAAAGAAGGGUUUGUCACUUCUUCAGUUAGGGGUCGGAUUAGAAGGCCACGCAGCAAGAAACGCAUGAACAAUCAGUCUGGCAUUAAGACAACUGCGAUUUCCACAGACAGUUCAAUUCUCGACUCCGUUCUUGAAGGAUUUGCUAGACUGCAGAACCUGAAUGGAAAGUAUACUCUGGCAAACCCCAAGUUCUCUGGAAACACUCUCAAGCAAACAUGUGGAUCUGACAUUACUAAUGGAGAGGAAAAGAAGUAUGAGCUUGUAGAUUUGCCACAAGAUUCGAGGCCGCUGCUUGUUUUCAUCAACGGCAAGAGUGGUGGCCGUAACGGGUCUUCUCUUAGAAGAAGAAUGAACAUGCUGCUGAAUCCCAUACAGAUAUUUGAGCUUAGCGCUUCUCAGGGUCCUGAAGUUGGAUUGCAACUAUUCCAGAACGUAAAACACUUCAGAAUUCUUGUUUGUGGUGGGGAUGGAACUGUGGCAUGGGUUCUUGAUGCCAUAGAGAAACAGAACUAUGAAUCCCCUCCCCCGGUUGCCAUUCUUCCACUAGGAACAGGAAAUGACCUAUCGCGUGUUACCCGCUGGGGUGGAGGUUUGUCUUCUGUUGAAGGACAAGGGGGAAUAUGUGCACUUUUAAAUGACGUUGAUCACGCAGCAGUUAUGGUUCUUGAUCGCUGGAAUGUAACCAUCAAAGAGAAGAAUGGGCCACAAGGUCAAUGCAUCAAGCAAGUGAAAUUUAUGACUAAUUAUCUAGGUAUUGGAUGUGAUGCCAAGGUUGCAUAUGAUUUCCACACAACUAGGGAGGAAAGGCCAGAUAAAUUUAGCAGUCAGUUUGUGAACAAGCUGAUAUAUGCUAGAGAAGGCGCUAAGGAUAUGAUGGAUAGGUCAUGUUCUGAUUUACCAUUUCAUGUUAGCCUUGAAGUUGAUGGAAAGAACAUUGAAAUUCCAGAGGAUGCAGAAGGUGUGAUCAUUCUGAAUAUCGCUAGCUACAUGGGUGGUGUUGAUCUUUGGCAAAACGACAAUGAUUAUGAUGAUGAUUUCAGUUCACAAUCAAUGCAUGACAAAAUGCUGGAGGUGGUCUGUAUAUCUGGGACAUGGCAUCUAGGCAAACUGCAGGUAGGACUAUCGAGAGCACACCGACUAGCCCAAGGAAGAGUCAUAAGAUUUCACCUGCACAGUUCAUUCCCUGUUCAGGUUGAUGGUGAACCAUGGAUUCAGCCACCUGGGUGCCUUGAGAUAUCUCACCGUGGACAGAUGUUCAUGUUGAGGAGGCCAUCUGAAGAGCUCACUGGGCAUGCUGCGGCAGUCAUGAGUGACGUCCUCGUGAACGCUGAGUGCAAUGGUGUUAUUGACGCUGCUCAGAAGAGAUUGCUCCUCCACGAGAUAGCACUCCGUUUAUCCUCCUGACAGUCCAUACUACCCUCUCCACUCAGAAACCUAACACUGUUGAUACCAAACCCUUUUGUGUUGAGAAGUCCCUUUUGCACAGUUGAAAAGGCAUGUGGUAGAUGUUGAUGUAUACAACGAGGGAAUGGAAGGUUUCCCACGCUUAUGGUUGGCUGUACCUUUUCCGGAUUUAGAUAGGUUGGUUGCUUCUUUGCUGGCUGGGGUGCCAGUUGAAGUGGCUAUCAAGGUGAGAAAGAUCCCAAGAGAAUUUUGUAGAGACCUUAGAGCACCCUAAUUGCAUGUAGGGCUUUUGUAACUGGAGUGUGUGUUACAGUAGGCAUAGCUUUGGGGCCAGUGUCUAAAACUUUGUGUUGUUCUGUUGAAGAAACUCAUGGUGAUAAUCCUGCUGAUUCUGUUCUUGAUGUA
Messenger RNA from Triticum dicoccoides, 2753 nucleotides. It is a transcript of the gene DGK2, whose product is annotated as diacylglycerol kinase 2. Gene Ontology annotation, cellular component: membrane. Bases 225 to 2348 code for a protein of 707 amino acids. The transcript is spliced from 8 exons. Gene Ontology annotation, molecular function: ATP-dependent diacylglycerol kinase activity. Lineage: Eukaryota; Viridiplantae; Streptophyta; Magnoliopsida; Poales; Poaceae. The record is from RefSeq and is a predicted model, not a curated record. Gene Ontology annotation, biological process: phospholipase C-activating G protein-coupled receptor signaling pathway.